Messenger RNA from Chrysemys picta bellii (western painted turtle), 7698 nucleotides. It is a transcript of the gene DENND1B, whose product is annotated as DENN domain containing 1B. The record is from RefSeq and is a predicted model, not a curated record. Gene Ontology annotation, molecular function: phosphatidylinositol phosphate binding; guanyl-nucleotide exchange factor activity. Lineage: Eukaryota; Metazoa; Chordata; Testudines; Emydidae. Gene Ontology annotation, cellular component: cytosol; nuclear speck; intracellular membrane-bounded organelle. Gene Ontology annotation, biological process: endocytosis; endocytic recycling.
UCUGGGGCCGGUGCGGGGAGCGCCGCACUGUGCACGGACCGGGCAGCCGACACCCCGCGUGUGUCCCCGGAGCAGUUCAGUCCUGUCCCCACCUCCACCCCCUGCGGCAGCGCCACCCCCGCAGAGACACCUCCUGGCCCGGCGCAGGUGACACUGACACUGGCGGCUGCUCCGGCCACCGCCGAGCUUCCUGCUUCCCAGAAGGUGCCGGCGCCGCGGCAACAGGAACUGAGGCUGGGAGGAGGCGGUGCCGCCGCUCCCCGCCGCGCUCACGGCCCGAGCCGGGGGAGCGGAGCAGCCAUGGGCCACCGCCAGCAGCCGCUGUAACCUCCCCCUCCCCCGGGGCCGGCGCGUCCCUCCUUUCCCUGCCGGCCGGGCGAGGUGUUUCCCCGCGGGGGCGCGGACCGGCCGCCCGGGGCCCGAGAUGUGACCAUGGACAGCAGGAUCAAGGAAAAUCCAGAAAGUACAUUUGAUUUGGUACUCAAGGUAAAAUGCCAGGCUUCUGAAAAUGAAGAUCCGGUGGUACUGUGGAAGUUCCCGGAGGACUUCGGAGACCAGGAGGUGCUGCAGAGUGUGCCGAAGUUCUGCUUUCCUUUUGACAUUGAAAGGGUGUCCCAAAAUCAAGUAGGACAGCACUUUACCUUUGUGCUUACAGACAUUGAAAGUAAACAAAAGUUUGGAUUUUGCCGGUUAACAUCAGGAGGCAAAAUCUGCCUCUGUAUUGUAAGUUACCUGCCAUGGUUUGAGGUAUACUACAAGUUGUUAAAUACUCUGGCAGAUUAUUUGGCUAAAGAACAGGAAAAUGACUUGAAUGAUAUGUUAAAAUCACUGUAUAGCCACCCUGUGCCAAAGGCAAACACUCCUGUCAGUUUAAACGUGAAUCAAGAGAUGUUUUUUGCAAGUGAGCAAGUUCUGAAAAAUCAGCCGUACCUAGUAUCGCAUUCGUACUUCAUUACUCCUGAUCUAACUGGAUUGCCAACAAUCCCAGAAAGUAGAAAUCUUACUGAAUAUUUUGUUGCUGUGGAUGUGAACAACAUGAUGCAACUUUAUGCCAGUAUGUUGCAUGAGAGACGAAUCAUUAUUACCUCUAGCAAACUAAGCACUUUAACUGCUUGUGUUCAUGGGUCAGCUGCAUUGUUAUAUCCAAUGUAUUGGCAACACAUAUACAUCCCAGUGCUUCCUCCACACCUUCUGGACUACUGCUGUGCACCGAUGCCAUAUCUAAUUGGAGUCCACUUAAGCUUAAUAGAAAGAGUAAAAAAUAGAUCACUGGAGGAUGUGGUUAUGCUAAAUGUUGACACAAACACUCUAGAAAACCCAUUUAAUGACCUGAACAACCUACCUAGUGAAGUGGUCUCAGCCUUGAAAAAUAAACUGAAGAAGCAGUCUACAGCUACGGGUGAUGGAGUAGCUAGGGCCUUCCUUAGGACACAGGCAGCAUUGUUUGGAUCCUACAGAGAUGCACUAAGAUACAAACCUGGAGAGCCUAUCACUUUCUGUGAGGACAGUUUUGUGAAGCAUCGUUCCAGUACUACCAAACAGUUCCUGGAAACUGCAGUGAAUCUUCAACUUUUUAAACAGUUUAUUGAUGGUCGACUAGCAAAGCUAAAUGCAGGAAGAGGGUUCUCUGAUGCUUUUGAAGAAGAGAUCACUUCUGGAGGCUUCUGUAGAGGAAAUUCAAGAUCUUAUCAGCAGUGGGUGCAUACAGUAAAGAAAGGAGGUGCACUAAUCAACACAGCCAUGACCAAAGCCAGCCCUGCUGUGAAGACAGCAUACAAAUUUGCAAAAAGUCAUGCAAAGCAGGGAAUAAAAGAAGUGAGGAGUAAGUUAAAACACAAGGAGAGUGAUGAAGAAUAUGGAACUUGUAGCUCUGGUGUACUACAGUGUGCGCCAGUGUACACCUUACACAAUCAGAAAAGAGGAAACUCAGAAAAACGAAGACUUGCCCAGACGCGUUUCAACCAACACCUUACCAAUGUCAGCAAUCAUGAUUCUGCCCUGGAUGACGAUGACGAUGAUGAAAUGGACAGAACAAGCAAGUUAUCGUCUGAAGACAGCGAGGAAGCCUCCGCUUAUUUUUAUGAUAGUGAUGAUUCUGGUGAAACAGGAGUAAAGUCUUAUCAUACAGGAGAAAUGGACUUGCUGGGAGAGAUUUUGGACACGCUGAGCACACACAGUUCAGAUCAAGGAAAGCUCUCAGGAGCAAAGAGCCUGGAUUUCUUUAGAUCAACGGACGAUAUUGAUUAUAAGGCUAUGAACAAGUCUAGUGCACCUAGUGAGAGCAACCUCGCUCUGCUCUGUAGUGGUACUAAUGAUCCAGUGGAGUGGAAUCUUGGUCAGGAUGAUAGUGUUCUCCAGGGGAAACAGCUCCCUCCAUCGCCAAGAAAGCAAGUUGAUUUUAGUGACCAGAUGGAAUCUGUCUCUGUGCUGCAGGAGGAAAAUAGUGACAAAAUCCUUAGUGCUGACCAUGUGGAUUUCUCUAAAGAUUUUGUGAAGUCAACUUCUCCAACACGAUCAGUUGCACAGCUUGCUUCUCUGGAAUUUUCCCAAGUAGAUGACUCCUUCCAUAGGAAGAUAAAACCGAAUGAAACACUAAGCAAUACCUCAGAGGAUCAGCUCCCAGUGAACCUUUGUCAACAUCCAUCCAUUCUAAUUCCUUGGCAAAAAGAAGGGGAUGAAGGAAAGGAAACCCCAGAAGAAAGUGGGCUUCUUCAUGAAGUUGUGUCAUUAUGUAAAAUGACCUCUGCUUUCCACCACAGUUUAAACAUUUCAGAGGAUAAUUACUCCAGUAAUAGCAGUGGAAAUAAAGUGUAAGGGAACUUUGAGAGGAGAAACUACUUCCAUGAGAGGUUAAAGAGAGACUACUCAGGAGUCCACGUAAUACAUGAUAACCAAAAGAUCACAAAGGAAUAAUUACUUUUACAUUUUAAAAUACUUCUGUUUGUUUAGUACAUGGAUUUAGACAUCUGCUUAUAUGUUUCUCGGUUAAUUUCUUGGCUGUGUUUAAGUCCACAAGAUGGAACUAAAUAUACUAAUGCACUCUUAAAUCAGGUACUAGUUUGUAUGUAUGUGAAAUAUACAACUGGUGCAUGGUGCUUACUAAUGUUCCUUUGUGCAGCAGGAAGUGUAUCGCCUUUGCAUAUAUCCAGAUACUGAAGGUACUGUAUUAAUCCUGUUGGGCAUGAAAUGAACAAAAACAGUUUAGAUUUGUCUGAAACUUACAAAUAUCGAUGUUUGUAAUGAUUUAAUUGCCUUAAUCAUUUGGGAAAAGGUUUAAAUAUCUUAGAAGAUGACUUGCAAACAUUCAGAAGAGCAAUAAUGAUUUUCCAUGGCAGGUAUCUGCUUGAGCAAAGGGGAAAAAGACCUUUUCUAAACUAAAGGAUCUCUUGUGACUAAUAGGGAGCUUGUUAUAAACAGAAACUGUGGCCAUGUCUUCCAGACCUUGAAAAGGCGGUGCAUACUUUUCUCUUAUGAAGUGCUGAAUUACAAUGUGAAGUUACUUAACUUCUGUUUACAACUAAGGCACUUUAAAGACAUAUUAUCCAGUGUCUCAAUGGAGACGUUUUCAUCUAGGAAUUUUCAGAAAGGAAAGUGUACGUGAAAUUGAUAGAUUUUAUUGCUGUUUUUUAAAUUUCUACAAUUUAAUAAUUCUGUACUAAAAUUAAUUUGUGCCACUGCUGAACAUGACCAUUUGAUUUUUACAAGCCACCUUUAAAAGAAACAUUACAUUAUUGCUUUUCUUCUUUGGAGUUUUGUUGAGUUGAGCUGUGCAGUAUUUUAAAGAGCAGUGAAUGAAGAUUACUUAUAACACUAGACAUCAAAAGUAAUUGGUUCAGCAAUUAAGAAUGCAAAUACCCCACUCUCAUGUACCAGAGAAUCUUUUUGCAAUUACAAGGAAGGGAAUUAAAUGGAUGCUGCAUGUACUAUAUUUAGGCAUAAAUGUUUAUCCUCCUUCGAGAAGGUAGCAUUCCUAAAGGAUAUUUCUGUAUUUAAAAUUCAAAAAGUAGAUUCCUCCCUGAGUGGAGCACAUCUAUUCAUUGUCCUUGUCCACCCCUCUUUGUCCCAUACCCUCUGUGGAUCAGAAUGAGUACAUUCUGGGGUGAACCACACUAGGCCAAAAAUGGCAACUUUGAAUACUGUCUAUUGGCAUGUGUAACCCAAAGCAAGGAGUAACAGGAUUUGUCAUUGCGAGGAAUGCUCUCCCACUCUUCCUCACCAACAGCAGGAAUCUUCUUCUGCGGCAAGGACGGCUUAGUGGUAUCCUCAGCACAGACCAAGGAGAGCAAGUUGAAGAAGUCAGGGGUUAGGGGCAGGUUGGGCUGCAGUACUUUGGUAGUGGAUCACUGCACAGGUUAACACCAGUUGUCACGUUUGGGUUUACAAAGGAAGUUUCCUCUUGGCUAAUGCGAUUUGGCUUUUCUUUUCCCGUUUUAUCACCAUGAGCAUCAGGCAAUUGGUUAUGUCAGGUGGCUCAAGGGAAUUGGUGUGUGAUCCCUUUGGGGAGGUUGGGGGGCGGUGGCUGAUGCUCUGCCCAUGAGAUCUAGUGUCUAAUACUAUCUUGUCAUUUCACAUAACUUUGUUGGCAACAUCCCUGGCAUUGUAAAAGAAGGUCUUGUAUCCCAAACUACAGACUCCGGAUGGGUGAAAAGGAGCAGGGAGGCAGAUUUUAGCAACACCACUGGUGAGGAUGGGCCGCAUGACUGGGUAAUGGUAUGAGGCCCCUUCACCAAAGUGCCCCGUUUUACGUGCAAGGGAAAGGGUCAGGUUGUGGACUCACAAUUCAUAAUACAAUGUCCUUGGCUGAUUAGAACAUGAAAGUUUUUAUAGGUGUGUUCAGUAUAUAUUUCUGAAGAGGACCUCAGAAGCUUAUUGGUGCUGAGGAUGAUGGUAAGAUUUGCCUCCUGAUCUGUCUUAGAGUUUUCUGUAGUACUGAUCACCAUAGGAUCUGAGAUGCAAGUGGAGUCUUUAUUUGUGUUAUCCCAAAAAGUGGCACUUGGCAAAACUGUGUUUGAGUUACUGAGGACCAAAAUUAUUAUUAACCCAUAAACUAUUAAACAUUUUAGCUGGGUUAUCAGAUAUCAAGAAAUAGGAAGUGUCAGGUCUGAACAGUGUUUAAAUGGGGAGCUCGAAGGAAAACACAAGAUGUUGCAGGAGGUUGUACAGGGAAUCUGGAAGUGGCAUUUUUCUUUGUUGGUCCUGAAUCAGUACCCAAGUAGGUUAUGCUGUGCUGUUAGGUGGAUUUAGGAUAAGACGGGAAAAAGAAAAGUCCUAGCAAUCUCUUAGCACUUCUUGUUUGAUUGUUACUCUGAUAACACUAGAAAAAUGAAAUGUUCAGUUGGAUUCUUAUUUAUGUAACUGCAUUUUGCUAACCUUAAUUCCCAGAUUCAACUGAAUACAGUAUUCUUUUCCUGUUGUGUGGUGGCCCUGUGUACAGUCCCACUCUUGAGAAGACGGCUUUCCUUUCCUAUGCAUCCGAAGAAGUGGGCUGUAGUCCACGAAAGCUUAUGCUCUAAUAAAUUUGUUAGUCUCUAAGGUGCCACAAGUACUCCUGUUCUUUUUGCGGAUACAGACUAACAUGGCUGCUACUCUGAAACCUGCUCUCCUUUGUAGGUUUAACAGGGUUGCCACUCUCUGGUAGUGUGCCUCCUUGUAUAUAGGUCAGGGAAAGUCGCUCUUGCUGCAUCGCGUGCCCCCUUGCUGCUCAUUGCUUGCUCUGCAAUAGCCCUUCUUCAAGUAACUUGGCCCUCCAGCUAGGUUACUAUUUAGUCCACCCCUUCCGGUGGACUUACAAAGUCCAACAGGACAACUGCCCAAAUGCUGUUGCCAGAUGCAUUCAGCCCUCCUCUGGCUCUGUGCCACUAUACCAGGGGAACCCGGACCCACCUGUUAUACCAGGUUCCAGCUCAGGAACCUUAUAACCAGCAAUCCAGGUCCUCAUUCCCAUUCCCUGGCACUGUUUCCCCAGUCUCCUUCCUACCAAGUCUCCGUAUCUUCUCUUUCCUGGUUCUCGGUUUACUACUGGAGCCUACUGUACUUCCCGUGGCUACUUCUCCCCUCCUAGCCUCUUGCCAGACUCCUUACACCAGGAAAGGAUCCCAGAGCUUACUCUCGCCCUGGACUUCCUCCUUGCUCCGGGAGGCCUCCCUCCUCCCAGGGGAGCAACUGUGGACUCCUUUACCUGCAAGCUGCCUGCUGCUUUCAGCCUCUUGGUUUUUUAGUGCUGGCCCAGCCCUCCCCCAAGCUGGGCUUCCCUCUCAAUUAACCCUGGCCCUCCUUCUCUCAGGUGAUGUCAGGUGACCUAAUUAGUGUCUCAGGCCCUCAUUCACCCUAUUAGGGCUGGUGUGGGGUGCACACCAUAUCGCAGUAGGUGAAGUGAAUUCUUGGGUAGGGCUAGAAGGAAUCAGAAUGAGAUAAUGUGAAAAGACAUUAGGAAUCUACUAGGAUAAUAGGCACUAUGCACAUUUGUACGAUGUUAUAUUAAAUGCUUUUAUAUCUUAGAGAAUUAUCAGUUUCUGUCUUGGAGGAAAAAAUAAGGUUAUCAGAAAUUCUAGUCAUGUUUACUUUUAAAUCUAUAAAAGCAUCUUUCAGGAAUGCAGCAUGAGAUUUAAGGAUGGGGUUUUCAAAAACAUCUAAUGGACCAGCUUUCACUGACUUCUGAUAGGAGUUGGGCACCCGACUCCCUUAGGCACUUCAGUGAAGGAGAAUUUGUAGGCCAUACCAGGUUGCUAAUGUCCCUUUAAUGAUUAUUAGGAGUAUAGGACUGAAAAAAAUGAUUUGGGAAUUGUACAACAUUGAUGCCUUGAUGGGUUAUUGUUUUAUAAGUAAUAUUCAUGUCUCUGAUAAGUGAAAUUGCAGAAAUAGAAAGUUAAUAGAUGGCUGUUAAAAUUCAACUUUUUGAAUUAUUUUUGAUUGCAAUAGCCAUGAAUGUGUUAGGGUUGCCACACUAAUGUCAAAUCCUUCCCAUAUUGCUGAUGUGAUUCGUAGAAUGUUUACAGUAUUUUGACUAUUGUGUCUUCCUUCUUUUUGAACCUACAUACCUUAAAAUAUAGCCUCGUUGUCUAUGUCUGAUUAAUUUAAAUUUAGCCACAUUUUUAGAUUCUUUAUCACUUGAUAUCAAAGGUCUUUUUGAAAGGCUAAUAUUGGUGCCUUAUUUAAACAUACAAAAUUACCAGGCAUCUUCCAUAUUAACAAUCAAAAAACCAGUUAACCAUGCCAAAUUUAUCAAAUAGAGUAGCAAGUCUAGCUGCAGCCAACACAGCUCUACUCUGUUCUUAGUGCAGUAUCAGUCUGUCUGUAGGCCAUGUCUACAGUAUUUUGAUUAUCAUAGAGAGUCCGAUGGUAAGAAAAAUUGUCCAUGUCAAGGAUUUUACAAGUUUUCAACUAUUCUCAUCUGUGUGAAUUCUCCUAAUGCCUUCUAAAGCAUCAGCAUUAAUCUCCAUCUACUGGUGAGAGCUGAACUCAGUUCAGUGAAAAAGCUGCUCAGGACUCCAGUAGAGGCACUUGUUUUUUAGCUGAAUCAGUAUCUUUAUGAGCUUCCCAUUUUCCCCCCAUGAGGGAAAUAUGAGAUUUUGUUUGAUUUAACAUUGCACUCUCUUAUCCAUACUUAGGGACAAAGUCCUGACCUAGUCAGUUACACUGGGACUUGAAUUUCAGGUCUUCGGUUCAUCUCUAAUAGAUUAUGCACCGUGCCUCCAUGAA